Molecule: messenger RNA, 459 nt
Organism: Anisakis simplex (herring worm)
Lineage: Eukaryota; Metazoa; Nematoda; Chromadorea; Rhabditida; Anisakidae
Source: the annotation of a GenBank genome assembly
UUAAUGGGUUUGGCUGUUUUUAUGGGUGUUUUGCAUGGACUGAUGAUGACUCCAGUGGUCUAUAUAAUGGACACGGAUCCGCACGCGUCGAAAAAUGUUCUUGACUUCAUGUUCGCACAUUUCUCAACAAUAUUCGCAUUCUCGACACUUUAUUUCAUCUUGUAUUCGAUUUAUAAACGGAAUCGCCCGUAUGCAGCCCCCGAAUUGGUUUUGCCGUCAGUGGCCUACGGCAUUCUGUGGAGCAUUGGUAUGGUGCUGUUUUUUGUAUCGAAUGAUAAACUCUCGCAGGUGGUCAGCUUUCCGAUAACGACACGGUUACCAUCUACAAUUGGAAUUCUGGCCGAUGUGUUCUUAUUCCGCAGCAUAAAAGGUCGUCGAAAUUUGGCUUUAAUGAGUGCUGGAGUUGUGGUCGCUUUGACUGGUGUGGUUCUAAUCGCGAUCUCAAAUCAGGAUCUGUGA